CUCUGAGGAACUAAACUUACCUCAAGAGUCUGACAACUAUUGUCUCAUCAGCCAACCAGUUUCGCCAAAGACAAUGCGAUCGCGUACGACGAGCUUCGCCGAUACCCGAAUGACUUUCCGCCCGCGAUAAGAGCCCCCCAAAAUGGUCUCGGGGACAGUGCGACGCGCGCUGCUCCCUCCGAGCGGCGCGAAUAUCGGCCUGUGCAAGCAGCUUUCGGGGCUUCUUGGCCAGCCUGGGGCAAUUGCGAGCCAAGGAUUCAGUGCCAAAGCUCUCAAAGCCGUACCCAGUCAAUUUCCGUCACAAACCUACCGUCAAAUAAUAACCAGAGGCUUCGCACGGCCGGCAAACCAGCCCGUCUUGUACCAGAUUCGAGGACAGACGCCAACGUGGAACUCCCCCAUAGCUGUCCUGCGCCAGUUCUCCACGACCAGGGCAGUCCACGACCAAAGGAGCAAUGCUCAUCAAGCCUCGGCCGCUCAGUCGAACCCUGUGCCCGUGUCUGGUACUGAGAACGGCGAAGCACAGGCGCCCCUGCCAACCAGGUUUGAGCAGAGCGAAAGAGCAAAGCAAGCCGCCCAGGUCAACUACCGAGCUCGUCUGUCCAAAGAAAAGGAUGCUAAGAAUAAGAGCGUAAAAUCCGGCGAGGUCGUGCGGUUGCUGAAGCUUGCGCGUCCGGAGCUGAAGUACCUCGGUCUGGCCUUGGUCCUUCUUCUUCUAUCCAGCAUGGUCACCAUGUCCAUUCCCAAGGUGGUCGGCAGUGUCAUGGAUGCAGCUAGCAAACAGGCGCUGGACGAUGCAAAAGUCUUCGGCUUCUCGUUGUACCAGUUCUUUGGUGUGUUUGCUUGUGUUCUCACACUUGGUGCAUCCGCUAACUUUGGCCGUAUCAUUGUACUCCGGCUGAUUGGAGAGCGAGUGGUUGCUCGUCUGCGAUCCUCAUUAUACAAGCGGACAUACCUCCAGGAUGCCGAGUUUUUCGACGCUAACAGGACUGGUGACUUGAUUUCGCGACUGAGCGCUGACUCCAUUAUUGUCGGUAAAAGCAUUACCCAGAAUGUGUCUGAUGGUCUGAGAUCACUCAUCAGCGGCGCUGCCGGAAUAACAGCCAUGGCACUGAUAAGUCCUGGGUUGACGAGCAUCAUACUUUUUGCCGCACCUUUCAUUGGCGUUCUCACCUUUGGAUAUGCUCGCUUUAUCAGGCGGAUCAGCAGAGACAUCCAGAAGAACGUCGGCACACUUACCAAGAUCGCUGAGGAACGUUUGAGCAAUGUCAAGACGAGCCAGGCUUUCAACGGAGAACGCCAAGAGCUGCAUCGGUACAAUGGACAGAUUCGCAGGAUUUUCAACCUCGGCAUGAAAGACGCCAUGUAUACUGCUUCUUUCUUCGGCGCAACUGGCUGGAUGGGAAACAUGACCAUUCUGGCCAUGUUGUGGUUUGGUGGUGGUUAUGUAUCGAGCGGCGCACUUUCCCUCGGUGACUUGACUUCCUUUAUGAUGUACGCUGCAUUCGCAGGUUCCAGUAUGAGUGGACUGAGCGGCUUCUUUACCGAAUUGAUGAAGGGCGUCGGCGCUGCCACGCGACUUUUCGAAUUACAAGAUAGGGAGCCUAGCAUACCGCCCACGAAGGGCGUCAAAGUCAAAUCUGCCCAGGGGCCCGUGGUCUUUGACAAGGUCUCCUUUGCUUAUCCCACUCGCCCAGCCGUUCCGAUCUUCAAAGGGCUGGAUUUCACCAUUCAGGCUGGCAGCAACGUCUGUAUAGUCGGCCCGUCGGGAGGCGGCAAGAGCACCGUAGCUUCCUUGAUCUUGAGAUUCUACAACCCAACUGCUGGUACCAUUUACGUCAACGGAGUCGACAUUACGACCAUGAAUGUCAAGUCACUUCGACGUCGCAUUGGUGUCGUCUCUCAAGAGCCGGUUCUGUUCUCUGGCUCUGUCAAGGACAACAUUGCCUAUGGACGUCCUGAAGCCUCGGAAAGUGAAGUGUUCAAGGCAGCUCAAGAGGCCAAUUGCCAGUUCAUCAAGGACUUCCCCGAGGGUAUGGACACGCAGGUCGGCCCCCGAGGUGCCCAGCUGUCCGGAGGACAAAAGCAGCGUAUCGCCAUCGCAAGAGCCUUGCUUCUGAACCCGGAUAUCCUCAUUCUUGACGAAGCGACCUCGGCACUUGACGCCGAAUCCGAAACACUCGUCAAUAGCGCAUUGGCAAAGCUGCUUCGAGGACAUAGUACAACCAUUUCUAUUGCGCAUCGACUUUCGACAAUCAAGCGUUCUGAUCAGAUCAUCGUCCUGUCUAACGAAGGCACUGUAGCCGAGAUGGGAUCGUACACCAGUCUGAGCUCAGAUCCCAACAGCGCUUUUAGCAAGCUGAUGGAAUGGCAAAUGAGCGGUGGUGACGUGCCACAAGUGCACACCCCAAGACAUAUUCCGAUCGACGAGGCUCCAGCUAUAGACGAGGAGCUGCCCGAGGAGGAUGGGGAGGAGAUAGAGGAGAUUACGGACGAGGCCUUGAAGAACGAGAAAUCGUAAACGAAUGAUUCUACUUAUCACUUGUUUCGCAUCAGUCAGACAACAUCGAGUAUUUACUGCGAUGUGGACUUGAUAAGGUACAUGGUCCUUCGUCACGUCGUGGCAGUCGUCAGAUGAUUUGAAGACUAACACUUUCUGUAUUGGGCGAAGGCGACUCCGAACUGAUAAAAGAGGCCAUAUAAUGCUGUCUUGUGUAGAAUAUUUCCCACCUCUCCACUCAAUGAUACCUCCAGACAUUCUUGGGUUUCUGCGGAAACCCUCUGAGGCAUUGAUGGAGAAAUUUGCAUGAAUACAUAAAUUCAAUAACGAA
Messenger RNA from Truncatella angustata, 2831 nucleotides. Its product is annotated as ATP-dependent permease MDL2. The transcript has a single exon. Gene Ontology annotation, biological process: transmembrane transport. Gene Ontology annotation, molecular function: ABC-type oligopeptide transporter activity; ATP hydrolysis activity; ATP binding. The coding region runs from base 143 to 2521 and encodes 792 amino acids. Gene Ontology annotation, cellular component: membrane. The record is from RefSeq and is a predicted model, not a curated record. NCBI's taxonomy places the organism in Eukaryota, Fungi, Ascomycota, Sordariomycetes, Amphisphaeriales, Sporocadaceae.